Messenger RNA from Elaeis guineensis (African oil palm), 1810 nucleotides. RefSeq names its product protein S-acyltransferase 10. Gene Ontology annotation, molecular function: protein-cysteine S-palmitoyltransferase activity. Gene Ontology annotation, biological process: protein targeting to membrane; peptidyl-L-cysteine S-palmitoylation. NCBI's taxonomy places the organism in Eukaryota, Viridiplantae, Streptophyta, Magnoliopsida, Arecales, Arecaceae. The record is from RefSeq and is a predicted model, not a curated record. Gene Ontology annotation, cellular component: endoplasmic reticulum; Golgi apparatus.
CGGCGUAUCAGCUACAUAUCUCGCAACAGUACAACAUCACACCACCCACUCGAAUUCACCAUCAGCUGCCCUACCCUUUGAACACUGCGGGCCCCAGACUCGCAACUGGUCUCCGUCAUCCAGAACGUGCCCUCUUAGCUCCAUUGUUAUCCCCGCCGCACAGCCGAUCCGCUGAUCCCUAUAGAAAUCCUUUGUCCAAGGAUAAAUUACGCCUCCCGGUGAACAUUCCGCCCGUUCACCCCACAUUCCCCCUCCGAUGCCUCGAUUCCAAUGAGGACCGCCGGCUUCGUCGCCCCGGUCCGAGAGGCCUGGGGCCGGCUCUCGGACGGAUGCCUCGCUCGCUUCCCCUGCCUCUCCGACGCUGCGUGGAGGUCCUCGAUGUGUUUGAAAGUGGUUGUCGUGCUGCUUCACGUGGGUAUCGUGGGGGUUUUGUUUCUUCUGGACACGGAUUUGAUACGGAGAACCCGAGAGGAUCCUUGGUACACUGUGAUAUACUUGCUGCUAUUUUUGGUAACUUUGGUUCAAUAUUUCUUCACAUCCAAUUCAUCUCCAGGGUAUGUCGUUGAUGCAAAGAAGGCUUGGGAUGAAACACAUGCUACCUUUAUCAAUCGAAGACAAUCUGCACCAAGACAUGGAAGUUUUGUUUCUUCUACAGAUCUUAAUCAGUUGGGAAAAAUUGAUUCUCGAAUGAACUGGUUGAAGCUAGUGACAGAGCUGUAUCCUCCUGGAUCAUCCACCAGGAAUUGGACUUGCACUUAUUGUCAUAUUAUUCAGCCUCCUCGCACAAAACAUUGCCAUGAUUGUGAGAAAUGUGUGCUUCGGUUUGAUCAUCAUUGUGCAUGGCUAGGAACAUGCAUUGGUAAAGGGAAUCAUUGUCGAUUUUGGUGGUACAUCUUUGAAGAAACAAUUCUGUGUAUUUGGACUGGGAUAUUCUACAUCUCCUUUUUGAGGUCAAGUGCUGUAAAAGAAUGGUGGAAGGAAUUUAUCAUGAUAAUCUUGUUUGCUGUAUUGACCUUUUGCUUCAUCUUUCUGUUUCUGCUGCUGCUUUUCCAUAGCUAUCUGGCUUUGACAAAUCAAACUACCUUUGAACUUACGAGAAGGCGACGGAUACCAUAUUUUAGGGGAAUUCCUAGAGGUGUUCGUCCAUUUAGCAAGGGCAUUUGCAGAAAUUUAUAUAUGUUUUGCUGUUCGUGUGAUAGCAUGUAUAGUUUGGAAGCGGUUCCACCAAGAGAAGAAUUGGAAGCCAGAACGAGACCAUACACAUGCCUCGACAUCAUUUCCUGUCGAUGUUGCUGAUACAUCGAUUGACACAACAUUUUCUUUGUGAGGGCUUCCAGUGUUGCAAAGGAGAAACACAAUGUGCCUUGGACAUCUUUUAGCAACAGAAGGAAUUGUUUGAAUCUCUGAGCCCUUAAAAGGGGUUAACUUAAACCCUGCUAUGCCAAGCUAAUCAUCAACCCUUCUGCCCGGGGAAAUCGAUAGCCAAUCUCAUUAUCCAAGGUUAAAUUACAAAGCUUGUAAUAUACUUAAUGCAGCAUUGGAGGUAACUUUUGUCAGCCAUGGAAUGCGUAUGUUGCAAACUUUGUACCCUCUCCCAAAACCAAGAAGUGUACAACUUAAUCACACUAUCAUCUUGGGGGAAGGGAACAGAAGUCAGAUUGUUGCAUUUUACUCGUAGAUAGGGAUUCAUGUACAAAAGCUGAGUGCUGCUGCUUUUUUCACGACUUUUUUUUGUUCAGAAAUCUUAAUUCAUGUUAUAUGAAGGGUGAUUUUGGUUGUUUAGUCCAGUGAUGCUAGGACUAGCUAAUCA